AUGGCGAACCACCUUCGUUUCGUUGCCCGGACGGUGAUGGUCCAAGAGGGCAAUGUCGAUGCAGCUUACAAGGCUCUAAACAGGUAUCGUAUUUCCACAUGUAUUUUUAAGUUACUGAUAUAGCUAGCUAUUGUGAGUCUGCUUAUUAUUUGAACAUCGUCGUUCAAACGUAGCUAGCUUGCUCAAUGUCAUUCCGACAUGACUUCCGGUGUAGACAGACACUUUUGUUGUUGAACCAGAAUCUGGGUUUACAGUAGACGUUGAAUAUGGCGAUUGUCGGUAUGUACUUCCAAAACAGCUCUAAAUAAAAAGUUACAUGCAACCGAAUCAACGAAUUGUUUUUGACUAAGUGAAAAUCCUCUUCUGCAGCUCCAAUAAAAUCCCUCAUUACUGCUACGCACAGGUCGGCGGAUCCAACAGCAGGAAAGGUCAUUGAUUUCAUCGCCUAGAACAGUGUAUGAACGUCAUAUAAAUGUUUUCACCCGCGCUACACGGAAUGCAAUAAUAUGUAAUGUAAGUAAAUUAGGUAUACAAUACGGUACGUCUUUACAGUGAUUGUACAUUUCUAGAUACGCUUUAUUUAGUGUAUUUUAUUGCAGGAGGUGGAGAAUAGUUGUAUUUGGCGCAUGCGCACUUGGUCAAAAACAAGCAUUUCGGUUGUAAACUUUUUAUUUAGACCUUUUUUUGAGGUACAUACUGGCCGUAAUGGGAGUAAUGACGACGGCUGAACAGUGAAACUCCAUUCGUUGCUAUGUACCGAACGUAUUUUUACAUUAUUCCGCUUGAAAAGCUGGUGAAUGGCAAGUUGAAUGACUGCUUCCUGGGUUUAAAGGAGAAUCGCCACAUUCAACGUCUCCUGUAAACCCAUAUUCUUGGUAGUUGUCAUACAAGUAGCUAGCACAGAUGAAUAUGGGCUGUCCAGUGCUUAAUUUGUAAAUUGAAAGGUGCCGGAACAAAAAGCGAUCCGAGAGGGGGGUGUCCUAGGGGGCUUUGAGGUUUAAAAAAAUAAUAAUGUAAAAAUGUACCGGAAUGCAUGAAGAAGAAGAAAACAGCCGUUAUAAUAAGCAUUGCAUGCAUUAUCAUUCCUUUUGGGUGCUGGUAUAGAGCUGUAGAUUAGAGGCGCUUGCAAAAGUUGCACAAAUGGGGAUUUAUUUUUUGAAGCCUAGGGUCUGGGAAAAUGUUGGCCUUUUGGAAACGCAUUUCAUGCAAUUCUAUAUCAUUUUAGACUUUAGCAGAAUCUUUUUUAAUACUUCACAAAUUAUCGAAAUGACAGGCUACUUUGACACUGACAAACUGAGAUCAAUAAAAACGACCUUGUCUUCAAUCCAUCAAUCCUUUAGGUAUGUGGAGACACAUUGUACAAUAUGAGGAUGAAAUUAUAGUCCUAAAAAAGCUUUCCAGUUUCACUGACUCGCCCAAUGAUGCGCAACUCACUCACUGGCGAUAGCCGACGUGCUCGUGCUAAAAGCCUGUCUCUCUUGUUUUACUUUCUAAAAACAAUGCUCUUCACUCAAUAGGCCUAUUUGGAAGUUGAUAACAUACACUAUGUGGACACCCCUUCAAAUUAGUGCAUUCAGCUAUUUCUGCCACACUCGUUGCUGACAGGUGUAUAAAAUCGAGCACACAGCCAUGCAGUCGCCAUAGACAAACAUUGGCAGUAGAAUGGCCCGUACUGAAGAGCUCAGUGACUUUCAACGUGGCACCAUCAUAGGAUGUUACCUUUCCAACAAGUCAGUUCAUCAGAUUAAUGCCCUGCUAGAGCUGCCCCGGUCAACUGUUAGUGUUGUUCUUGUGAAGUGGAAACGUCUAGGAGCAACAACGGCUCAGCCACGAAGUGGUAGGCCACACAAGCUCACAGAACGGGACCACCGAGUGCUGAAGCGCGUAGCGCGUAAAAAUCAUCUGAUCUCGGUUGCAACACUCACUACGGAGUUCCAAACUGCCUCUGGAAGCAACGUCAGCACAAGACCUGUUCGCCGGGAGCAUCAUGAAAUGGAUUUCCAUGGCAGAGCAGCCGCACACAAGCCUAAGAUCACCAUGCGCAAUGCCAAGCGUCGGCUGGAGUGGUGUAAAGCUCGCCAUCAUUGGACUCUGGAGCAGUGGAAACCCAUUCUCUGGAGUGAUGAAUCACGCUUCACCAUCUGGCAGUCCGACGGACUAAUCUGGGUUUGGUGGAGGAGGAAUAAUGAUCUGGGGAUGUUUUUCAGGGUUUGGGCUAGGCCCCUUAGUUCCAGUGAAGGAAAAUCUUAACACUACAGCAUACAAUGAAAUUCUAGACGAAUCUGUGCUUCCAACUUUGUGGCAACAGUUUGGGGAAGGCCUUUUCCUGUUUCAGCAUGACAAUGCCCCUGUGCACAAAGCGAGGUCCAUACAGUAAUGGUUUGUCGAGAUCAGUGUGGAAGAACUUGACUGGCCUACACACAGCCCUGACCUCAACCCCAUUGAACACCUUUGGGAUGAAUUGGAACGCCGACUGCGAAGCCAGACCUAAUCGCCCAACAUCCAUCCGCGACCUCACUAAUGCUCUUGUGACUGAAUGGAAGCAAGUCCCCGCAGCAAUGUUCCAUCAUCUAGUGGAACGUAUUCCCAGAAGAGUGGAGGCUUUUCUAGCAGCAAAGGUGGGGACCAACUCCAUAUUAAUGCCCAUGAUUUUGGAAUGAGAUGUUUGACGAGCAGGUGUCCACAUACUUUUGCUUAUGUAGUGUAUUUGUUAGCCUACAGACAGAUAUUAGUCUUCACUUUUCAGCAGGAGCCAUUUUCUUUCCAAUCUGUGCUUCCCCGCGAUUGUCUGAAACCUCCUGAAUGUGACCCCCCUCUGUUUCAUCUCCGAACUGCCUCUACUCUAGCCUUCACCCUGGCGCUGACUUUUUUUUGCUACUUCCUCGUUAUGCAGACAUAAGCACUCACACCAUCGAGGUGUGGAUGUUUACUUUCUACACAAGUUGUUAUUUUUCAGUUUCGUCCUAAGAACAGAUUGAGUGGUAAAAUGAAAAGGUAUACAUUUGUUGGUGCCAUUUAGGCUAAAUGGAAUAUUAAGCAUAAUCCCAGUCAAAAUAGGCGCUGCGAACGUUCGAUUAAAAUUCAUUUGCUGUGGGUUUGCGCUUGUGUACCAGCUGAGCCAACGUUCUAUUGUCGUUUUUCAGCCUUGGGUGAAUUUUGACUCGUUCUAUUGUCCAGCCUACUACAAUGUUGCGCAAACAUAAACCCAUGCCGGCCCAACACGAAUAAAACAAUUUUAAUAACAGGAACGUUUUCACAUUAGGGGGCAAUAUAAUUACAGAGGAGGCAACUUGAAUAACUCUGAUUGCUUUUAUUUAAAAUGUUGCAUUGCAAACAGUCACAAUUAUUUUUCAUGUCACGAGAGGUACCGGAUCCUGGCAAAUGGGUUCCGGAACGAAACAGUCCAAAACUGAGAGGUGCCGGAUCCUGUUCUCAAAUUAGCGAACUGAAGAUUUAGCUUGCUACAGUGUUUACGCUCACCAAAUCAGUAUCACCCAAAAUUGCUAUGAUCGGGGAUGGGCUGUUUCUCCUGCUUUUCUGCUUGGUUGCCUACCUUUCCCUAAGCCUCUCCAUUCCCUCUUAUCUGACUGCAUAUUAGAAAUUCUGAUUAUACCUAAAGCCUGCAGGUUUAAAGUUCUGAUACAUUGCAAAUGUAAGACUAGUUAAGUCAUAUGAUGACCCCCUUAUGUCUUAUUAGUGCAUAAUGAUGCUGACUAGAAAACAGCCAUUUGGAGAUGGAUUAAUAUUUCCUACUACUCAGAGACAUAAUAUUAUAAGCCUUUUAAUAAGACUGUAUAAUGGUUAACACAUCCUCAUAUGAAAUAAUACAAUAUUUUACAUGUAAGGUAUACAGGUAUAGGCCUACUUCUCCUAACCCACUUCUCUCUGCUCUCUCAUUUUACACCAUUUAAGAGUGCUGUCUGUGGAUGGAAUUAUCGAAACAGUGAAACGAAAGCGCUACUACGAGAAGCCCUGUCGGCGCAGGCAGCGAGAGAACUAUGAGAACUGCAAGAGGAUCUACCAUUCUGAAAUGGCCAGGAAGAUCUCCUUCAUCUCCCGGACGCACAGACAAGACCCAUGGGUCGGCUCCUAG
Coregonus sp. 'balchen' is the source of this 4093-nucleotide messenger RNA. The record is from the annotation of a GenBank genome assembly. NCBI's taxonomy places the organism in Eukaryota, Metazoa, Chordata, Actinopteri, Salmoniformes, Salmonidae.